AACAAUAAUAAUAAGCUCAAGUAAUACAUACCGACUCACAAAGAAAGCACUGUUUCAGAAGCGUUUUGUUUCUCUCUGUCUCUUCUUUCCACUUUCUCUUUCUGCUACAACACGACGAUAAACUCCGAGCUGGCAAAGAUUCCCUCGUUGGCUUCCUUUCUUUCUUCUUUCUUUCUCUUACCCCAAAAAUUUUCCCGAGAAACGAUCACCACAAUCAUGUUUUUUCUGUUGUUCAUCUAAAUCGGUACUAAACCUGGGUCUUUUUUGUUUUUUUUUUUUUUUUUUUUAUUUUGGCAAAGUUAUGGGAUGUUCUAGUUCAAAGUUAGAUGAUCUUCCGGCAGUUGCUCUUUGUCGGGAAAGAUGUAGUUUUUUAGAUGAAGCGGUUCAACAACGUUUUGCUUUUGCUGAAGCCCAUGUUGCUUACACUGAAUCGUUGAAGUCAUUUGGUCAGUCUCUGAAUAAUUUCAUUGAGCAUGAUUUUGGAGUUUCUUCAGGGGCGGCGUUACCUCCUUCUCAUCCGUCUCCUAAUAAGCUAAAAAGUAAAGCUGUGGAUCCAGAUGAAGUUGGGUCAAGUUCACCCAAAAAAGGUGCUGUUUCUCACCUCCAUUCCCAUUCCAAUUCUGGGUCUCAUCUUCACUUCCGUUCUGAUUCAGAUGAAGAUGACUCUGGCGGGUCUUUGCACCAUUCAGAUCAUUCUUCUCCUUUGCACGACGAUGAUGGGGGUCAUAUUGGGUAUAUGAACCAAAAUUAUACCAAUUAUGGUGCUCUCGAAACUGGGUCUUUUCCAGGGUUUACGAAUAUGAAUUUUAUGAAAAAGCAACCAACGCCGUCUAUUGUUUAUGAACAAAGGCCUAUGAAUGCAGGGACAGUUUAUAUGGGUGAAUCUUCAUCUUCUUCUUAUUAUCCUUACUCUUAUGCGAGUAUUAAUAAUAAUCCUAGUUCUAGUUCAUACCCUUAUCCGAGUUACCAAAAUUACGGUGGUUUUAGUAAUUAUUCUUCUUAUUCGGCGCCUGGUUAUGAGUCUUCACUACAACCGUCGUCGAAGGCGGCGGGGUCAUCCUCGAAAUCGCCUCCGCUGCCACCUUCGCCUCCGAAAGCUUCAGCUUGGGAUUUCUUGAACUUUUUUGAGAGUUAUGAAAACAACUACCGUCCGUAUACGCCGAGUAGGGAUUUGAGGGAGGUGAGAGAAGCGGAAGGGAUCCCUGAUUUGGAAGAUGAGGAUUAUCAUCAUGAAGUGGUUAAAGAAGUGCACGGAGAUCAGAAAUUUGUUGAUAGCGGAGGUUAUUCGAAGUCCCCAGUUGAAGAUGAGAAUGGGAAAGUUGUUGGUAGUGAAGCAGGGGCUUCGCUUUAUCAGACGAGGCCGAGUGUUGGGAUGGAAAAUGAUGCGGUGGAAUAUGAGGUUCAUGUGGUGGAUAAGAAAGUUGUGGAUGAUGAGAAGGCUGAGGAGCGUGGUAACGGUUCACGAGGCGCUCCAAUGGAUGUUUUUGAGGUACUUAGAGAGAUAAAGGUUCAGUUUAUGAGAGCUUCAGAGGCAGGGAGUGAAAUUGCCAAGUUGCUUGAGGUGGGAACACUUCCUUAUCAGCGCAAACCUGUUUCCAAGAUGUUGCAUGUCGUUACACCUUCAUUAUCAGUAGUAUCAUCUCAGCCAUCUACUUCUAAGACUGCUGGGCCUUCAUCUUCAGCUGACAACACUGAUCCAGCUUUUAUAGACUUUGCUGAAGAAUUGGCCAGGAAACCGAAAAAUCUUUCCUCUACUUUGCAGAAGUUGUAUCUUUGGGAAAAGAAACUCUACAAUGACGUGAAGGCUGAGGAGAAGAUGCGGGUAGCUUAUGACAUGAAAUGCCGCAAGUUGAAGCGACUAGAUGAAAGGGGUGCUGAAGCCAACAAGGUUGAUUCAACCCGGAAUAUAAUAAGGAACCUAUCCACUAAGAUAAGAAUUGCAAUUCAAGUUGUUGACAAGAUAUCUGUAACAAUUAAUAAGAUCAGGGAUGAGGAACUAUGGCCACUGCUCAAUGAACUGAUUGAAGGGUUAAACAGAAUGUGGAAAUCUAUGCUUGAAUGCCAUCGUAAUCAGUGUCAGGUGAUUAGAGAAGCCAAAACUUUAGGUUCUAUUGGAUCUGGCAAAAAGCUCAGUGAUGAUCAUCUUAGGGCCACAUUGCAGCUUGAGCAUGAACUUAUAAGUUGGAUUAUAGGAUUCUCCAAUUGGAUAGGUGCCCAGAAGGGUUAUGUCAGGGCUUUGAAUAAUUGGCUUCUGAAAUGUCUUUACUAUGAACCUGAAGUGACAGAUGAUGGAAUAGUUCCCUUCUCACCUAGUAGGGUAGGUGCACCCCCCAUAUUUGUAAUAUGUAAUCAGUGGUCACAAGCAAUGGAUAGAAUAUCUGAAAGGGAGGUGGUUGACUCUAUGCGGAUUUUUGUCACGAGUGUCCUCCAGCUUUGGGAACAAGAUAAAUCAGAAAUGCACCGGAGAAUGAUGGGCAAUAAGGAUUUAGAGAGAAAGGCUAGGAGUUUGGAGAGAGAGGAUCAAAAGUUACAGAAAGAGAUCCAAGCAUUAGAUAAAAAAAUUGUUUUGGUCUCUGGAAAUGGUGAUAGUCUCUCAGUAGCUGGAAAUGUUGCGUAUCAGAGUGAGACUAGCAACAGCAGUUUGCAGGGGAGCUUGCAACGCAUCUUUGAGGCAAUGGAAAGGUUCACUUCUGAGUCCUCAAAAGCCUAUGAGGAGCUUUUGCAACGUGUUAAAGAAAGGAUUGCUCAAGAGCGCGAGAGAGUGUCAUAGGGCCAUAAAAUGAAUUGAAUUGUGGCAUCCCUUUGGAUUUGCAAUCUGUUGCCCGGUGAGAAAUAAAGCUAACUGGUGGUUAGACGGGUCCUGUAAUGCACAACUUGGCUGGUUGCUCUUCUGUCAGGGAAGACUUGGAGUCAAUCAGGUGAUGAGGGAAAUAAGAUAGGAGCAAGCCUUCCAUUGUUAAUGUUGAGGAGAUGAUUCAUCCUCUGCCUCUGAUCAAGAAUAAUUACAGAUGGGCUAUGAUGCAUAAGUGAAGAGAUCAGGAGGGGCAAGUAGCUGGUUGUUGCGGAUUGCAAAGCCUUCAACUGACAGUUUUCGAGCUUUGCCAAGAGCGUGGGAUAUUGGUUUUGCAUUUGCUCAUGUGGGGGUGGUUAGAAGUGAGAACUAUUCACGGUGUCCAAAAUCUCACUCAAAAGUGCAACUCAUAGCUUUCUACCAACUAGUUGGCAUCAUGCACCACUCUUUCAUUAAAAAAUAAAAAAAUUUGGCAUACUUUUGCGAACGAAAGCCGUCAAUGUGACCAAGCCAUCGGAGUAGGCAGAUUCUCCAUCAGUUUUGCAUGAUCAGGAGUUUUAAAUGUGGUUUUUGUGAGCAUUUUAGAGUGAUGCAAGUCACUGGAAUACCCACAACCAAAUGUUGUAAUGCCAUUUUCUUUUCCAUUGUGAAUUAAAUUACGUCAAUUUUGUAUAGAAGACAGUUCGACACCCUGCAAAUUGAAAGCAUUGUCAAUAAAGGAUGGUGUUAUGACAUGUCAAAAUGAAAUUUGUACCAUUGAAGAACUUUGCCUGCAUUAAACAUUAAAAGUGCCCUUUAACUAUUAUCUAGGUUUGCUUAUCAUUUGCUCAUACUGACUUUGUAG
Durio zibethinus is the source of this 3635-nucleotide messenger RNA. RefSeq lists its product as uncharacterized. The record is from RefSeq and is a predicted model, not a curated record. NCBI's taxonomy places the organism in Eukaryota, Viridiplantae, Streptophyta, Magnoliopsida, Malvales, Malvaceae.